AUGAGCUCUCCCAUCGGCUCUCCUCUUCAGAGACUGGCUUUCUACGUCUCUGAAGCCCUCAGUGUGAAGAUUGACCAGGAAAAUAUGAAACAUGAAACGAAUGAGAAGAAGAAGAAGCGAAAAAAUGUGGUGUUGAGGCAUCUGGAGCCAACAAAGCAUGUGAACUCGAUCCCUGCUUAUUACAAGCAGUUCCCUGUCACUCAGAUCACGAAUCUCAUCGGAAGCCACACCAUUCUGUGGUAUCUUGACAAGGCGAGGAAGAUCCACGCAGUUGAUCUUGAGAUCAGGAGUGGCGUGCAGUGGGUGCAGUUCAUGCAGGAUGUCGCUGCAGGGCGAAGUGAGAAUCCCGUCGAUCAUAUCAGGAUCACUGCUGUCGGGUCCGCCUCUAAAAGGUUGAUUCUUGAGGAGACAGGUCGGGAGCUAGCGAGGUUUGCUGACUCUGUGAACUUGAAGUUCACUUUUGGAGUAGUUCUGGUAGAAGAUGUUCUUGAGCUGGAUCGAGACCUCUUUGAUCUCAAUGCGGAUGAAUCUGUUGUCGUAUACGCGUACUACACUCUGGUGACGUUGGUUGGGAGGGCUGAAAGGCUUGAUCAUGUGAUGGAGGUGAUCAGAAGCCUGAGCCCUUGCAUCAUGUUAGUCACUGAAAUUGAGGCCAAUUGUAACUGUCCGAGUUUUAUUGAGCGAUUUGUUGAGAGUUUGUUUCUAUUUGGGGCGCUUUUCGACUCUCUGUCAGACUGUCUGAAGGGUCAAGAGACGAGUAGGGUGGAUAUCGAGUCCACAUUGUUUAGGUCUUCCAUAAACAAUGUGUUGGCAGCUGAGGAAGAGGAGAGGAUGCUGAGGCAUGUCCCUGUACAUGUUUGGAGGGCUUGUUUUGAUGGUUUUGGGAUGCUGGAGACGGAACUGAGCUUCUCGUCUCUUGAUCAGGCGAACUGGCUCCUCCGGGAAUGCUCCAAUGGGAGCUCCAUCACAAUGUGGAGGAAUGGCGGAUGCCUAAUCAUUGGUUGGAAGGGAACCGCGCUCACUUCACUGUCUGCUUGGAAAGUUCGGAAUCAUUGA
Molecule: messenger RNA, 1056 nt
Organism: Salvia hispanica
Lineage: Eukaryota; Viridiplantae; Streptophyta; Magnoliopsida; Lamiales; Lamiaceae
Product: scarecrow-like protein 23
Source: RefSeq, a predicted model, not a curated record